Messenger RNA from Polyodon spathula (Mississippi paddlefish), 2739 nucleotides. RefSeq names its product testican-3-like. The transcript has 12 exons. Gene Ontology annotation, molecular function: protein binding; calcium ion binding. The record is from RefSeq and is a predicted model, not a curated record. NCBI's taxonomy places the organism in Eukaryota, Metazoa, Chordata, Actinopteri, Acipenseriformes, Polyodontidae. The coding region runs from base 111 to 1337 and encodes 408 amino acids.
CUGGGAAAGGCACGAGACAGCAGCGCGUGCAGACAGGAGCAGAAGCAGCAGUGCUGAGAUAAAAACAGACAGAGGUGGUAGCACUGGAUCACUAACGCAAGGACGGCAAGAUGCUGAACACAGCCUUCUUGUGUAUUUGUGCAGUCGCCACCAGUCAGUUUCUCGGAGCAGCGAGUAGGUCGGACAACGGUAAUUUUCUGGAUGAUAAAUGGCUCACUGGACACUGGGACCAAUUUCGAGACGAAGUUGAGGAGCCUGGAACGUGGAACCCUGGAAAACCUUUUGAUCAAGGUUUGGACCCUGCCAAAGAUCCCUGUCUAAAAGUCAAAUGUAGCCGUCACAAGGUGUGUGUUGCCCAUGACUACCAGAAAGCAAGUUGUAUUAGUGAAAGAAGGAUGACAGAAAGUAUGAAAGAAAUUGGCCUCACCCAAAAGCCAGGGUCUAGUUCCUCGAAAUGCAAGCAAUGUUCUGUCUUCCAUCCUGCCCCUGUCUGUGGAACUGAUGGACAUACAUACUCCAUUAAGUGCAAACUAGAGUACCAAACAUGCAUUACGGGCAAACAAAUCACAGUAAAGUGUAACGGACAGUGCCCGUGCCUUUCCAAUAAAUCUAAGAGUAAAGAAGAAAAUAAAGUUUGCAGUGACGUGGAACUCAGGGAAGUGGUGAACAGAUUGAGGGACUGGUUCAAGGUGCUGCACGAUAAUGGAAACCAGAACAAGAAAACCAGAAUAAUUCAGAGACCAGAACGAACUCGGUUUGAUACAAGCAUCUUGCCUAUUUGUAAGGACUCUCUUGGAUGGAUGUUUAACAGACUGGACACAAACUAUGACCUGCUGUUGGAUCAGUCAGAGCUUGGAAGCCUUUACCUUGACAAGAAUGAGCACUGCACAAAAUCAUUCUUUAACUCUUGUGACACAUACAGAGAUGGCUUGAUUUCCAACAAUGAAUGGUGUUACUGCUUUCAGAGGCAGCAAGACCCUCCAUGCCAGACAGAACUCACCAAUAUUCAGAAGCAGCAAGCAGGGAAGAAACUCCUAGGGUUGUAUAUCCCAUCCUGUGAUGAGGAUGGAUAUUAUAAACCUAACCAGUGCCAUGGAAGUGUGGGGCAGUGUUGGUGUGUUGACAGAUAUGGAAAUGAAGUAACAGGAUCCAAAACACAUGGAGAUGCAGACUGUGAGCUGGAGACCUCCAGUGACUUUGGAAGUGGUGAUUUCCGUGACUUCUCCGAUGAUGAGGGUGGUGAGGAUGGUGUGAUUAACGAUGAAGAUGAAAUUGAAGAUGACGAUGAAGAUGAGGGUGAUGAUGAAGAUGAUGAUGAUGGAGGAUACAUAUCAUAGUCCUUGCACUUGAUAAACUCUUCUAAUUGCACGUUUCAAAGGUGACAUCCCAUGCAGCUUACUUAACAUACUAACAUCCCAAGGAUUCUUCUACUCAACAUGUAUAAUUUAACUUCCAGUAUUUCCAACAAAGGCACUGAAAUGCCAACAAAGGCAUUUUUUCAUUUCUAUGAAAGUGUGAGUGUUUACAUGUGGUUGUGCUUUUUCAAGUUGCGAAAACAAACGGGAUGGCCAAAUGAGUUGGGACUCAGAAAAAAGAAAAAGGGGUGAGAAUGAAAAACAACACUUCAUAUGAAACAGCAACACAAAAACAGAAUAGAAUUCAUUGUUUUUUUUUUUGUUUGUUUUUUUUAGCAUGCAAUUACUUUCACGUCUUUUGACGCAGUCCAUCCCUGCUCUAUAAGCAUCCUUAAUACUUUUUAUCAGCCUUACAAAUGCCUUCAUAAUACAAAAUGUGUAUCCUUUGUUUACCAUGCAUUGUCCUUCAAGUCUUAAUUAUUGUGUGGUUACCCACUUAAGGGUAUUUUGGAAGAAGUCAUAGGACACUUAUCAAAGUUCAUGUAAUCUAUCCUGCAUUUAAAGAGGAUUGUGAAAUGGGUAAUACUUUUAAACACCAUGUACUUGGUAUGUAAUCAAAACAACUGACAGAAAGGCAUUCUCUUUUCAAAUGGAAGACCAACCCUGCAGUCAGUAUGAAGUAUAAUACAUUAGUUAUGUUAUUAAAAUAAACAGCAUGAAACAGGUUACUACUUCAGUAUAUGAUACUGUUUGUUUAUUGCUUGUGUUAUUUUUAUUUGCCUGUAUCCCUCAUAUCUGUGGCAUUCUGUGUAGUAAUAUUUUCUAUAGAGUUUAAACACAAAUAUGCAUAUAUUAAAAUAAAAGUGAUUAAGGUAAAUAAACUUUUCAGUUAGUUUAGAAAUGUUAAUUAUAAAUUGUUAGACCCAAUAAAAACAACAGAGUUGCCCUUGUUUUGUUUUAAAAAAAAAUCUAUAUAUAUUCUAUCCUAGGUAUAUAAUUUGAGACUAUAAUAUAAGAUGCCUUUCAUGAUGAGAAUUAGGAAGGUAUUAGCAUGCAUAAUAAAUCUAGAAUUUAGACAGUAGCUAAGCACACGCUCUGUUUAAAGAAGUUCUAAUUUAUACACUUACAGCUGCUGGAAUAAAGAAAAUUAUUAUUUUUAAUUGUUACAUUGAUUAUCUCGUUGGUUAUUAUUAUACAAUUGUUGUGUAGCAGUAGCUCCUAUAAUUUAACUAUAUAUAGGAAAUUACUUUAAUCACAGUUAUUUGUUUUCUUUUUAUCAGCAUGUUAAUUGAUUGUAAAAACAUGGGAACUCCACUGCCUAAGUCUUUGGGCUUUGUGCCCACGUUUGAAUUUAUCAACUUGUGUAUCCUUACAUAAUUGGCUG